CUGCUCAGGAGAUCUUUGAGCUCGCAAUUGGACAACCACCAAGCCCAGAUCAUCGAGCAUGCUGACCAGGUGAUGAUCAGCUAAGCGAAAUCAACGACGUCCCAUUCUCCCACCUCUUCCAGUUCGUGCUUACGGCGGCACAAAGUUGCAGGACACACGCAGUGGGUUCUCGUGCUCGAUGUGACCCCGCCCUCGCGAAACUUUACUUCCCUUACGUGCAUAGUCUCGAAAAAAACCUCGACUUACAUUGAGACCCCACUCCCCACUUCAAUGCUUUCGCCCUGGUGACGUGGGAAUAGGUUGAAAAAUAAAUUAAGACGCUCUGACUACGGGGGGUCACACACAUUGCGCACUUAUUUUUUGCCUCUCUGCAGACUUGGCUUCCAUCGCUUAAUCCGGCACGUUGACGACCCCACUCCCGCAGCGGCGACGGCGAGCCACACUUCCCGCGCAAGCAGCUCGACCGGACGAACCGCUAUAUACAAGAGAGCAGGUGCAGAAUCUGCUUGACUUCCGCCGCGACAAGCCCCCCAUCUCAUCCCGCUCAGCCUUUGGCUCCAGAUCGACGACGAGUUGGGACAGCAGUGCAGUUUGGCCAACCGCAACCCAGUGGCUGAGCAUUGCUAUUCUCGUCAUUGCUAUCGUACUGCAGUUCUUGAUCCCUGGUGUGCAGCGCGAGAAGGCGUACUACAAUCACAGCGUGGGCGGCGUCUCCCCGUGGAGUCCCUUCCCUGACCAUUGGACGUGUGCGGAUCCAGAGCCAGCGCGACAGAAGAGGGAGGGCAUAUCCACGUUUCGGAACAAGGUUUCGGGUGUGAACAUGGGCCUUGCAGAUUCGGUCAAGAAGGUCGUCGACGAGUUCGAGUUCUCGGGCGAGGAUGUGCGGAAGGCAGUCAAGGAGUUCCUUAGGGAGAUGGACGAGGGCCUCCAGAAGGAUGGCACGCAUCUGAGUCAGAUACCGACCUUCGUGACGGCCGUGCCGAACGGCACGGAGAAGGGUCUGUACAUGGCUGUCGACCUCGGGGGCACAAAUUUCCGCGUGUGCUCCAUCAUGUUGCACGGCAACACGACAUUCUCACUUACGCAGAGCAAGACCAAGAUCCCCAAGGAGCUCAUGGUCGCGAAGACGUCCAAGGAGCUGUUCAGCUUCCUCGCAAAGCAGAUCCAACUGUUCCUGCAGGAACAUCACAACGAGCACUACGAGGGAUACAAGCAAAAGAAGCAGUCUGGGGACAGCGUAGAGGAGGAGGAGAUCUUCGACUUGGGCUUCACAUUCAGUUUCCCGGUGAAGCAGACAGGGAUCAACAGCGGGCUUCUUAUGAGGUGGACGAAGGGAUUUGAUAUUGCGGACGCAGUGGGAAAAGACGUUUGUGCGUUACUGCAGGCGGAGAUUGAUGCCCUGCAUUUGCCCGUGCGAGUGGCUGCCCUGGUGAAUGAUACCGUGGGUACGCUCAUGGCGCGGAGCUACACGUCUCCCGGCAAAACUGGCACUUUGCUUGGAGCCAUCUUCGGCACGGGAACGAACGGAGCGUACGUCGAAAAGCUGGAGAAGUGCAAGAAGCUACUCAACAACAGCGAAGCCGCAGGGACCUACGACACAUCCACAGGCGAGAUGAUUAUCAACACGGAAUGGGGCUCCUUCGACAACUCGCUGUCCGUGCUGCCAGAUACGCCAUACGACAGAGGCCUUGACAAGGACAGCGUCAACCCAGGCAUCCAGAUGUUCGAAAAGCGUGUCUCGGGCAUGUUCUUGGGCGAGAUCCUUCGUAGAGCCAUCGUAUCCCUGAUCGAGGAUUCACAGUGCGACCUGUUCAAGGAUGACAAUUCCAGCCGCAACGACCUGCACUCUACGACCAACGUCGACCGCAACUCACCGCUCUUCAAGGUCUGGGGCCUCGACUCCAGCUUUCUCAGCCUGGCUGUGGGAGACCAUCAAGGUCUACACCUUACUCGUCAAGCCCUGGACAAGGACCUUGGUGUCUCAGCACCCUCGCAUGAAGAUGCAGAAGCCAUCAAGAUGCUCGCCGCCGCCGUGGGUCGCCGCGCCGCUCGUCUCUCCGCCGUGGCCAUAGCAGCCAUAGCCAUCAACUCGGGGCGCCUGACUUCGGGAGACGACAUCAUCGACGUGGGCGUGGACGGCAGCCUUGUGGAGUUCUACCCUGGCUUUGAAGACCUGAUCCGCGAGGCACUGAGGGAGGUGGAGGAGAUUGGGGAGCAGGGGGAGAAGAGGAUCAGGAUCGGCAUUGCAAAGGACGGAAGCGGCGUCGGUGCGGCGCUCAUUGCGCUCGUGGCCGGCAAGACGAGAAGGGCAAGUACCGUCGCUUAGACGAAACCUCUUUUUGGCUGGGGAAUCUAGGCUCCUUUUCUGGGUAUACAUGCACACACACACAUAUAUAUAUAUAUAUAUAUUUAUACAUUUAUAGCUAGGUAUAUGCUAUGACCUCUAUUUUUGGUUCCUUCCUCUGCUAAGUUUUUGGUCUUUGCCAUUUGGAAAUCAAAUUGCCGAGUUUGAGAGGUUUAAAUUUCCUUGUAUUCAUUUCAUACUUGGAACUCUUGAAGAAUGCAAGGAAAGAUUUGAUUUG
Verruconis gallopava is the source of this 2582-nucleotide messenger RNA. RefSeq lists its product as uncharacterized. The transcript has a single exon. Lineage: Eukaryota; Fungi; Ascomycota; Dothideomycetes; Venturiales; Sympoventuriaceae. Gene Ontology annotation, molecular function: mannokinase activity; fructokinase activity; glucokinase activity. Gene Ontology annotation, cellular component: cytosol; mitochondrion. Gene Ontology annotation, biological process: glucose 6-phosphate metabolic process; glycolytic process; intracellular glucose homeostasis. The coding region runs from base 821 to 2326 and encodes 501 amino acids. The record is from RefSeq and is a predicted model, not a curated record.